GAGUUCUGCGGGCAUGUGGCCCAGCACCUCCAGCGGCACCUCCCCGGCGAGCAGCAGGACGAGGUGGAUCCUCUCGAGGAGUACACGUGCCUGUGGCAGGAGGGUGGGUUCUGCUCCCCGGAGAGCUCAGCCGACCUCGUCCGCCACGUCUAUUUCCACUGCUACCACACCAAGCUGAAGCAGUGGGGGCUGCGGGCCCUGCAGGGCCAGUCGGACCUGAGCCACUGCCAGCUGGACUUCCAGAGCCGAAAUAUCAUCCCUGAGAUCCAGGAGAACUUCCUGUGCCUGUGGGAGUACUGCGAGAGAUCAUUUGAUAAUCCUGAGUGGUUCUAUCGACACGUGGAGGACCACAGCUUCUGUUCGGAGUACAAGGCAGCAGGGAAGGAGAACCAUGUGGUGCUCUGUGGCUGGAAAGACUGUGACUGCACCUUCAAGGGGCGCUGCAAGCUGCGGGAGCACCUGCGCAGCCACACGCAGGAGAAGGUGGUGGCCUGCCCGACCUGUGGGGGCAUGUUUGCCAACAACACCAAGUUCUUCGACCACAUCCGCCGUCAGACCGCCCUGGACCAGCAGAGGUUUCAGUGUUCUCACUGCUCCAAGAGGUUUGCCACAGAGAGGUUGCUCCGGGACCACAUGAGGAACCACGUGAACCAUUACAAGUGCCCCCUGUGUGACAUGACCUGUCCCCUGCCCUCCUCCCUGCGUAACCACAUCCGAUUCCGGCACAGCGAGGAGCGCCCGUUCAAGUGUGACUACUGUGACUACAGCUGCAAGAACCUCAUCGACCUGAGGAAGCACCUGGACACGCACAGCAAGGAGCCGGCCUAUCGCUGCGAGUUUGAGGCCUGCAGCUUCACUGCACGUUCCCUCUGCUCCAUCAAGCUGCACUACCGAAAGGUCCACGAGGGUGACUCGGAGCCCAGGUACAAGUGCCACGUCUGUGACAAGUGUUUCACACGUGGAAACAACCUCACUGUGCACCUCAGGAAGAAACACCAGUUCAAAUGGCCCUCGGGGCACCCUCGCUUCAGGUACAAGGAGCACGAGGAUGGCUACAUGAGGCUGCAGCUGGUGCGGUACGAGAGCGUGGAGCUGACAGAGCAGCUGCUCAAGGACAGAGAGAAGAGAGGGGAGGCACUGGAUGGCUCAGCUGAGGGCGUGGUGCUGCCUGGGGGCGAGGGCAACCUGCAGGGCAUCGUGCUGGAGGCCCCGGCAGAGCCUCCCCUGGUGGAGAACAGUCUGGCUGAGCAGACCCUGGCCCCUUGCUCUGGUGACAGCCCCCAGCCUGCACAGCCAGGGACCUUCCCAGGAGCAGCACAGUCACCCGGGCAAGGACCUGGCACCCCUGGGAACCCCAUCAUCCGUGUGGUGAACAGGACCAACGAGCACGGGGAGAGCGAGACCGUGUACUACGUCCUGGCCAGCUCCUCCUCCUCCUCCUCAGAGCAGGGGGCAGCACCCACAGGGCUGGCCGUGGAGCUGGAAGAGAAUGUCAUGGACCGCCUGCAGAAGACAGCUGAGGAGCUGGGCAUCCAGAUCGUGUGA
Molecule: messenger RNA, 1545 nt
Organism: Merops nubicus (carmine bee-eater)
Lineage: Eukaryota; Metazoa; Chordata; Aves; Coraciiformes; Meropidae
Gene: HINFP
Product: histone H4 transcription factor
Exons: 9
Biological process (GO): regulation of transcription by RNA polymerase II; anatomical structure development
Molecular function (GO): DNA-binding transcription factor activity, RNA polymerase II-specific; RNA polymerase II cis-regulatory region sequence-specific DNA binding
Source: RefSeq, a predicted model, not a curated record